AUGAUAGAGACCGAUCGUUUCAGGUUUCCCUUGGCUUCAGAUAGCGAAAGGAGGUUCGUCCUAUCCUUCUACCUUGUAGACGGCACGCUCUCCGUUUUCGAGGUGCCCGUUCCCAAUUCAGGAAUCAAGGGCGGCAAGUUCCUGGAGAGAGUGCUUGUCCCCAAAGCAAUUGGGCGCUCAGGGGUCGAUGGCAUCCCUGCAUAUAUUGCCUCCCAGGAUCUCUUCAUUGGAGCCAGAAUAAACGUAUUCUCCAGGGUGUUUGAAAUUAUUGGAGCGGACGAGUUUACCCUUGGAUGCAUGGAAGCCAAUAAAUCGCGGUACCCCGUGGCGGACUUCCCAGCCGUAAUUGCGAAGUUGAAGAAGGCCAUCAAGGAAGGCCCUGAUCAGAUGGCGGACAGACUGCGUGUGGCACUGAUUCGUCAGCAACAAGAUGGGAACGUAAACGUGCAGGAAUCGGGCCUGCAGGAUGCGUUCAAGGAAUGCUCCCUGCCGCUGGUGAAGCACGAGGUCAAAACAAUUUCGAGAGCUCUGGACCCAGAGGGUCGUGGAAUCGACACUAGAAGCCUUAUGAGUUGCAUAGGCCUUGAAUAG
Ostreobium quekettii is the source of this 591-nucleotide messenger RNA. The record is from the annotation of a GenBank genome assembly. Lineage: Eukaryota; Viridiplantae; Chlorophyta; Ulvophyceae; Bryopsidales; Ostreobiaceae.